AAAAAUGUGUAUAUGAGAAGCUCUAGCUGUGUGGAAGAAAAUCUCUCCAAAGGCACGAGAAAAGGAAUUUUCACAUAACGAACGAUCCACUCCACACAGGAAAAAAGUGAAUUGGAACAGAAAUAAAUGCUCUCGCGGCGCUCUGCUCCAUUACCCCGUGAGUGAAAGCGUUUGGGAGGAAAUGACGAGGAGACGUAGGAGGAUAUUUCUCAAUUGAAAAAUCUUAAUGUGUGACAAGGCAUUUCUUUUCAUCACACCCAAUUUUCUCACUUGCUCACCGCGAGAGAAUGAUCUUCUCGCACAUACUUGAGGGAAAAUAGUUUUCCCGCAUGCUCAGAGCAAAUAUAAUAUACAUGUAGAAUCGACAAACACAGAAGAAGAUCAUCCAUCCUGUGGGUUCGCUACGGUCAUCCAUAAGAAUUUUCACAUCGUGAUUUCAGUCUACCCGCAGCAGCACAACUUCAACGCCGUCAGCUGCCGGACUUGAUUUUUCCUUAAUUUCUUAGAGUUUAUAUAACCCUACAACCCUCUCAAAAUGUCCGAUGAUGAGGAAUACUCUUCUGAAGAAGAGGAGGUCGUCGAGGAGACUCAUGAGCAGUAAGCCAGCUGCCAAGUCCGAGGGAGAGGCUGGAGAUCCGGAGUUCGUUAAGCGCCAGGAUCAAAAGCGUUCUGAAUUGGAUGAGCAAUUGAAAGAGUACAUCAAUGAGUGGCGCAAGCAGAGAGCAAAGGAAGAGGAUGAGUUGAAGAAAUUAAAGGAGAAACAAGCCAAGCGCAAGGUUACUCGCGCUGAGGAGGAGCAAAGGAUGGCUCAGCGCAAGAAGGAAGAAGAGGAGCGUCGCGUUCGUGAGAUUGAGGAGAAGAAACAACGUGAGAUCGAAGAGAAGCGACAGCGCCUUGAGGAGGCAGAAAAGAAACGCCAAGCUAUGGUGCAAGCCAUGAAGGACAAGGAUAAGAAGGGACCCAACUUUACCAUCACCAAACGCGACACAAGCAGCAUAAACAUGUCUGCUCAGAUGGAUCGCAACAAGUCCAAAGAGCAGCUUGAGGAGGAAAAGAAGAUUUCCCUGUCUUUCCGCAUCAAACCCUUGGACCUGGCGGGACUGAAUGAGAGCAAGCUGCGUACUAAGGCUCAGGAACUCUGGGAGACCAUUGUCAAGCUCGAAACUGAGAAGUAUGACUUGGAAGAAAGGCAAAAGCGUCAGGAUUACGAUUUGAAAGAAUUGAAGGAAAGACAGAAGCAACAACUCCGACACAAAGCUCUGAAGAAGGGUCUCGAUCCAGAGGCUCUUACAGGAAAAUACCCACCCAAAAUUCAAGUCGCCUCCAAAUAUGAACGACGCGUUGACACCCGCUCCUAUGACGAUAAGAAGAAACUCUUUGAGGGUGGAUUUGAAACCCUCAACAAGGAGUAUCUUGAGAAAACUUGGCAUGAUAAGAAAUCUGAAUUCGGUGGUCGUCAGAAGUCCAAGCUACCCAAGUGGUUCGGAGAGCGACCAGGAAAGAAACCCGGAGACGCUGAAACCCCCGAAGGAGAGGAAGAGGGCAAAGUGGAUGAGAUCGAAGAGGAUGAAGUUGAGGAGGUGGCAAUUGAGGAAGUUGAGGAGGAAGUUGUUGAGGAAGAAGAGGAAGAGGAGGAAGAAGAGGAGGAAGAGGAGGAAGAGGAAGAGGAGGAAGAAGAGGAAUAAAUACUACCUUCACAUCUAGGUCAAGUGAAAAAAAAAAGAAAACUCUUUUUUCCCUAUCAAACUCCUAUUUCUCUUUGUUUAUAAAAAACAACAUGGAAAAUCAUCGAAAAUAAAUAAAAAAUGUACCGCUCAAAUUUCCUCGUAUAAAUUAUUUCUUUCCGUAUUAAAAGAAAUUAAGUUAUGUAAUAUCUUUUAAUUUUCAAUCUCUCUGUCUACAUUAUAAUUUUUCUUCGGUCUCACAAUUAAAUUAUUAUAUGACUUUAUUUGUGAAGCAAUUUAUUGAUGAACUAUCACUGUGCAAUGAGAAAAGGAAAGCUAAAGUUUACUUAUAUAAAUAAAAAUUUUCAAUAUU
Molecule: messenger RNA, 2037 nt
Organism: Lutzomyia longipalpis
Lineage: Eukaryota; Metazoa; Arthropoda; Insecta; Diptera; Psychodidae
Gene: TpnT
Product: troponin T, skeletal muscle
Exons: 12
Coding region: 543-1685 (380 amino acids)
Biological process (GO): muscle contraction; regulation of muscle contraction; sarcomere organization
Cellular component (GO): troponin complex
Molecular function (GO): tropomyosin binding
Source: RefSeq, a predicted model, not a curated record